UCCCCAGCGGAAAAUCCACUUUGAUAAAUUCUGUUCGUCAAGAAUCUUAUGCUUACCGCCACGGGACUUUGGUGAUUUUUACUAAAAAAGUAGACCACUUACCCAAAAGGUCCAUAUAAACUGGAAUGUCGUUUGAUUGGUUGCCAUGGUGGAAUCGCUGAUUAGCAACGUGUAUCAGUGUAUGGCCAUCGUCAAUCGAGUACUUCUAUCUGUCAAUUAAACAAACAAAUAUCGAUAUGUUCCCAAGAGAAUGAUAUUUUGUUUGAUACGUCUGUAAAUAAAGCGCGGACGUCGAGCAAGACGGUUCACAAAUCUGUAUGUUCUCUGAGUUUUGACUCGAUGCAAUCUUCACAACAUUAUAAGGAGCGGCGGAGUCGGCGGUCCUCGGAAACCAUUGUUUAUGACGAUGGAACAAACACAUUUUUGUGGCGGACACACACAGUUCUUUCUCUUCUAAUUAUUAUCUCAUUUUUAACUUAUACUGUCAUUACUGAAGAAGAAUCACAAGAUGUUGAAUACAAUGUUAAGAGAGGAAUUUGUGCUGGAGUUUUUAUGUUUCUUGCUAUCGGUGUAACACAAGUGAAGGAUGGACCAUUCAAAAGACCUCAUCCUAUAUUAUGGAGAUUUGUAUUCUGUGCGAGCAUACUUUAUGAAAUAGGAAUAUUGUUCAUGUUAUUUCAGUCUGUGGACCAUGCACGAUCUUUCCUAACAUAUAUUGAUCCUGAUUUGAACAAACCUCUUGAUUUUCGAGCUUACGGCGGCAACUGUACAAUAUGGGAUGCAGAGAAUGAGCGUGAUCCAUUGCACAAUGUUAUGGAUAAAAUGGAUGGAUUUGUAGCUGCUCAUUUCAUUGGUUGGUUUCUAAAGGCAUUGAUAUUUCGCAACAUUUGGAUGACAACAGUUCUCAGUGCUGUGUUUGAAUUACUCGAGUACACACUUGAACAUCAACUCCCAAACUUUUCCGAAUGUUGGUGGGAUCACUGGAUUUUAGACUUCAUUGUCUGCAAUGGUCUUGGCAUAUACUUCGGACUGAAGUGUCUCAAAUAUCUCUCAGUGAAGGAAUAUAAAUGGCAGGGUCUGUGGCAUAUUCCAUCUUACAGAGGAAAAGUUAGAAGAGUAGUUGGACAAUUCAGUCCUUAUAGUUGGGUGAAAUUUCAAUGGAAACCAACAGAGAAUCUUUUUAGAUGGUUAUUGGUGUCUUUCCAAAUGUUAAUGAUUCUUCUUGCCGAAUUAAACACAUUUUACCUCAAGUUUGUGCUGUGGAUGCCGCCAGAUCACCCAUUUGUAUUAACCAGACUUGUGUUUUUCUGGUUGUGGGGAGGUGUUGCAGUUCGUGAGAUGUAUGAUUACAUGGGAGGAGUUGCUCAUCAAUUCGGUCAACAAGCAUGGAUGGUUGUAAUGAUUAUCGCAACAGAGUUCCUCAUGGUUGUUAAGUUUGGAUGGAACACUAUCACACUGCCAUUCCCAGGAUAUAUCAAAGCCUUCUGGGGAGGUGCUUUUUUACUAUACAUCGCAUGGACAAUAUGGAAAUUUCAGAUGAAGUUUCCGAGGUUUAAAGCAAUGGUCAAAGAAACUACUUCAAAGGCCAUUGUAGACUGUGAUGCAGGAGAAUCCACCAGCAAUGAGGAAGAGGGCUUUGACUCAACAAGUUUAUUAGAUAACAACAGAAAGGCAAAACAUGUUCGACGAAGAGAUAUUCACUCCAAUGGAACACAUCAUGCAAUUCAAGAUUGAAUCGACAUCUUUUUUUACACCUUUUGUAUUCAUUUGGUCCACCAUAUACCACAAUCUUGACAAACUUUGCCCAUCAUUGAACGCUAUCCACCAACUCUGAGAGAGAAAUAGAUAGAUUCAGAAUGUAAUUUGCUAAUUACCUCAAGUAUUUGCUGCAUAAUAAAUGCUAUGCAAUGAGUUUCUGGUUUUUGACUCCUAAUCCUUGCAAAUAUGUCUAUAUUCUGAAUCAUUAUGGUACAAUGACUUGAUUAAAGACUAGCGCGUCACACUUAAUUGUCUAGAAGCUCUUACUUAGUUUUGUCCUCUCGUCAGCAGAAUUCAUAUGAGAACCUCUCAUUUGGAACUCACUUCUCAGAUCCUUGUAUACUACUAUUAGAAACAAAUACCCGAUAAAUUAAGAGGUUUGAUAACCUAGGUAUUCAUAUGUACAAAGAUAAGUCAUAGUCAAGUUUUAUUAUUUAUCAAGUAAAAAAAAGCAUAAAUAAAUCAUAGUUGGAUGCCGA
Molecule: messenger RNA, 2237 nt
Organism: Styela clava
Lineage: Eukaryota; Metazoa; Chordata; Ascidiacea; Stolidobranchia; Styelidae
Product: phosphatidylserine synthase 2-like
Biological process (GO): phosphatidylserine biosynthetic process
Molecular function (GO): L-serine-phosphatidylethanolamine phosphatidyltransferase activity
Source: RefSeq, a predicted model, not a curated record